Artibeus jamaicensis (Jamaican fruit-eating bat) is the source of this 885-nucleotide messenger RNA. RefSeq names its product proteinase 3 (gene PRTN3). Gene Ontology annotation, biological process: proteolysis. The record is from RefSeq and is a predicted model, not a curated record. NCBI's taxonomy places the organism in Eukaryota, Metazoa, Chordata, Mammalia, Chiroptera, Phyllostomidae. The coding region runs from base 13 to 780 and encodes 255 amino acids. Gene Ontology annotation, molecular function: serine-type endopeptidase activity. The transcript is spliced from 5 exons.
UCCCACCCGACCAUGACCUGCAGCCACCAGCACUGCGGCCCUGCCCUGGCCCGCAUCUUGCUGGCCAUGCUGCUGGGCGGUGCGGCGUGGGCUUCAGAGAUUGUGGGUGGGCAGGAAGCCCAGCCUCACUCACGGCCCUACAUGGCAUCACUGCAGAUGGUGGACGAACACUUCUGCGGGGGCACCUUGAUCCACCCGAGGUUUGUGCUGACCGCGGCUCACUGCCUAGAAAACAUACCCCAGACCUUGGUGAAUGUGGUGCUCGGGGCCCACAACUUGAGGACCGUUGAGCCCAGCCAACAGCGGUUCAAGAUCACUAGUCAGUUCUCAAACAACUAUAACCCGGCGCAGAAGCUCAAUGACAUCCUCCUCCUGCAGCUGGACCGCCCUGCCAACCUCAGUGCUCAGGUUGCAGUUGCCCAGCUCCCUGAGCAGGACCAGCUGGUGCCCCACGGCACCCAGUGCUUGGCCAUGGGCUGGGGCCGCCUGGGCACCCGCGCACCGUUGCCCCAGACUCUGCAGGAGCUGAACGUCACCGUGGUCACCUUCCUGUGUCGGCCACACAAUGUGUGCACCUUUGUGCCCCGUCGAAAAGCUGGCAUCUGCUUUGGAGACUCUGGCGGCCCAUUGAUCUGCGACGGUGUCCUCCAGGCCGUGGACUCCUUCCUGAUCCGGGAAUGUGCCACGGGCCUGUUCCCUGACUUCUUCGCUCGUGUGGCCCUCUACGUGGACUGGAUCCAGUCUGUGCUGAGAAGUGUCGGGGAGCAGGGCCCCCCCUGAGCCACUCGCUCCAGAUGGCCCUCUCAGGAGCCAGGGCCAGAGAACAGGCGCUAACUGGGGGCAGGGGGCAAUGCCCAGCCUCACAGUGACAUGAAUAAAGAUCGA